Nilaparvata lugens (brown planthopper) is the source of this 1190-nucleotide messenger RNA. RefSeq lists its product as uncharacterized. Bases 75 to 686 code for a protein of 203 amino acids. The record is from RefSeq and is a predicted model, not a curated record. The transcript has 3 exons. NCBI's taxonomy places the organism in Eukaryota, Metazoa, Arthropoda, Insecta, Hemiptera, Delphacidae.
AGACAAUAGUCUACGCAACACCUUUGCAUGUGCUUGCCAACUAACCUUUUUGCCAGUCGAAAUAACUUCUGUAAAUGAAUGUGUGUAAAAUGGAAAAAUUUCGAGAACAAAUAAAAUGUCUACAUGAGAAAGACGAUUGGAGAUCAAUACUUGAAGUAUUAAAUGAAGAAGACAAAUGGUACAGCUAUGUGCUUUGGAUUCGCCCAAGCGCCGAAAACCUGCACUUCAUAGCUGAAUCAGUGACUAGUAUGGGUCUUCAUGGAUUGGUGAGCAUAGGUUGCGGAACAGGCUUAUUGGAAUGGUUACUCAUGAUGGCUACAGGACUGAAAGUGAUUGGAUUAGAAAGGGAUAGGAGAUACUGGAGCUCAAAGCCAAAUUUCAAACCAUUCCUACAUCACUUGUAUCCAGAAGACUGCAAUUUCGUCGAGUGUUGCACAUCGGAAAAGUACGCUCUAGCCUUCUGCUACUUCAAUUACCGGGACGCAUUCGAUGAUUACAUUGAUAAUUACAAGGGCACUUGUGUUAUUAUUAUUGGCCCGGGAGAGGGAAGAGGCACACACACCGAUCCUGAACCCUUCGAUCCGAAAUUUCGAUCAAAAUGUUGGCAACUAAAAGAUUCCCAAGAAAUUUGUGGAACUAAGGAUUACAUUGCAGUUUAUACAAGACCGCCGUUGAUCGACGAAUAAUUUUAAUUCAAUGGUGGACGAAUGAAUAUAUUCGAUCACGAGUAAUCAAUCGUAACUUGAAACAGAAGGCAACAUACCAUCAAUAUCCAAAGUUGGAAGUUUUUCACUUUAUAUUUUGGAAAUAGUAGACUCAUUCCAGUAUGAUUCAUUGAACGUUGUAACAGAGAUUGGGAACAAUAUUGGUUGGUGUGAGUAUCAGCGAUAAAAUGUACAAUGUUUCAUUUUAACUUUCAAUAUCAGGAAUUUGAUUGUAAAUACUGGAGUUCACAACACCCAUCAGAAAUGAAUUUAAAAUUAUUUGAAUUGAACUUUACAAUUAUUAUUAAUUCGACUUGAAAAGUCGAAGAAUCAACUGAGCCUUGGUACAACACCAAGUAGUUUUCAUGUAUUCUACAGGAAUAAAUAAUUAGAAAUCAGUAUAAAAAUGAAAGUCAGAUGAUGGCGUUUACUACAUUCAAUACUUUUAUUUGAUUCAAACUUCAUAAUUAAAAUCGUGUUUACAAU